AUGGUGGUGGGCGUGAUGGUCCUCGGUCAGCUACUGACGAGGAUUUUGCUCGCUGCCCAUGCGGGAGAUCGGCUCGCGGCCGCUCGCAGAAUACUCAGGGACGUGCCUUUGAUAGACGGGCACAACGACCUACCGUGGAACAUACGCAAGUUCUUGAAGAAUCAGCUGAGGGAGUUCAGGUUUGAUGACCUGAGGGAUACCCACCCCUGGUCCCGAAGCGCGUGGAGCCACACGGAUCUGAGAAGAUUGAAGGAGGGCAUGGUUGCUGCGCAGUUUUGGUCAGCUUACGUCCCCUGUUCCUCCCAACACCUCGACUCGGUUCAACUGGCGCUCGAGCAGAUCGACCUGAUUCGUCGACUGGUCAACAAGCAUCCUGAAAGCAUGGUCCUCGUCACCACGGCGGAAGGUAUAGAGAGGGCUCACAAGGAGGGUAGAUUAGCGAGCCUGAUAGGGGUCGAAGGGGGCCACGCGGUUGGAGCGAGUCUGGCCGUUCUGAGGAUGUUGUACGAGUUGGGCGCCAGAUACCUCACCCUCACGCACACAUGCAACACGCCUUGGGCAGAAUGCAGCACAGCGGAUGAACCCGGUCAAGUGGCACGCAUCGGCGGUCUGUCCAAUUUCGGCAAGAGUAUCGUGUUGGAGAUGAAUCGACUCGGGAUGAUGGUGGAUUUGUCGCACGUAUCCGUGCCCACUAUGCUGGUCGCCAUGAAGACGUCGAGGGCGCCUGUCAUUUUCAGCCACAGCAGCGCUCACGCCCUCUGCAAUUCCUCGCGAAAUGUGCCUGACCAUGCGCUGCGACGUUUGGCGCAGACAGAUGGUAUAGUUAUGGUAUCCUUCUAUCCCCAUUUUAUCAGCUGUGGCGAAAAAUCGACGUUGGAGGACGUAGCCGCUCACAUAGAUCACGUGCGAAAGAUCGCUGGUGUGGAUCACGUCGGGAUAGGGGCCGGCUACGAUGGGAUCAAUCUAACACCGACGGGCUUGGAGGACGUUAGCAAGUAUCCGGAGCUUUUCGCGGAGCUGUUGGCGCGUGGAUGGUCGGAGAGAGACAUUCAGAAACUGGCAGGCUUGAAUCUGAUCCGAGUGUUCAAGGCGGUGGAGAAGGUUCGAGACGACAUGGCCGCGGAUGGGGUGGAACCUUUGGAGGAGGAGAUCCCGCACGAGGAUAUAAUCGGUCGAGAUUACUGCCGUUACAACGUGAAACGACCGAUCGCCCCAUAAUCGUGGUUGAGAAUCGACUGGGAGAAAUAAUGGGGAACGGUUGAAGAAUACGGAAGGGAGGCAUUUCGAAUAAGGAGAUCGCAGUUGCGAGAACGAAACUCGCUUCGAAGGCAAGAUUCCAGAGGCCUCGUAAUUCUUUGCAUCCGAAUCGAGCUGCUCGAGUUUCCUUUCUUUCGAUCCUUUUCCCGCUGUUAUCCGCGAUUCUCGGCCGCGUAAGUGCGUAGAGCAGAUGGGCAAACUCGAUCUUCUCCCUUUUCGAACAUUGCCGUGUCGCGAACGAUCUCGCGGAAAAAUGUGGGGGAGAGUCGAUGAAAGGGUGAAAGAGCUCGAUUCGCGAGAUUUCAUUCAUCCCUUCCGGAAGGAGAGAAGGAUGGAUCGUUGCGAGAUACACGAUGCACGGAGAGAGGAACGUUGGAGGAACUUUCGAAGACCAAAGGCCGGCGUUCGGCCGUCGAACGCUUAAGAAUUUAAGCUGCCAUAAUCGAUGUGUUUAAUAUUUGCACUCAACGAUUUUCUUUCGUCGAUGCUGGAACCAAGAAUCGCGCGUUCUAGUCAAUAUGAUAAAUUACAUUAUGUAUAAAUAUGUACACAUAACGAUCGAUUUCGCGAACGACUGACACCGAUCGUGAGAAAUCACUCACGAGCGGUGACUAUUAUUCGAUUCGAGUGGACGACUGCUUCGAUGUGUGCCCUGACCGUGUAUGCGUGCGUGUGCGUGUGCGUGUGCGAGAAAGAAAGAGAACUAACGAUGUUUGUACAUACGGUACCUGAAGUCGAUGAACAUAUUGAACAAUUCCUCCUUAUAGAACAAACCGACCAGACAAAAUUUUCAAUCGGAAACAAUUCAAUUCUUGAUUCUUGAAAAAUCAAGCGAAUAAUUACUCGUACAUGAUGCGUUUUCGUUAAAAAGAAGAGAGAGAGAGAGAAAGAAAGAUUUCGUAUUCGUUCGUAAAACUCGUAGUAUCAAUCUCGAUUUAGAAGAUUGUUUAGAUGGCCGGUUUGAUCAGACUGUCGCGGAGGGAAAACUAGAUUAAUCAAAUUAGGCUCGAAGAAGCUUGGAAAAAAAAAAAGAAGAAAAAAGUGAAAACGUUUGACAAAGUCAACGGAGUGCGCUUUUGCGACGAGAAAACUUUUUCCUACGAUUUUGCACGAUCGAAGUUGACGUCGACACGCGCGUCGAUGUCCCGUUGUCACGAUGUGUUCACAACGAUGACAUUUUCGAACGCGUCUCAUUCAUUGUAACCACCACUUUAAGGCUCGUAUAUUCUAAUUAACGCACCGAGUAAAUAUCCUUUCUUAACGAUGUUUUUACACUAAACUUUUAAUAUAGCCAGAUUUUAAAAACAGGCGAGCAUGGAGCAAAAAAAAAAAGAAAGAAAAGAAAAGAAAAGAAAAGAAAAGUAAAGAAAAUGCGUAGAGCAUAUGAAAACAAGUCGAGAAACGUACUAUCAACUUCCCUCGUGCCAUCGAUUACAAUUUGAUCGUUAAUUUUUACGCGAAUCUGCGUAAUCGUUUGAAACUUAUUAUAUCACUUAUGUUCCGAUCGAAAAAAAAAAAAAGAAAGAAGAAAGAGAAGAAGGAGAUAGAAAGAAAAAAAAAUGAAUCAUAAGACUUGUUUCGUAUCGAUCGAUGUAACGAUCAUUCGUGUGCAAGUAGUCAAGAUCAACGAAGCGCCAGCCUCGUGUGAGUAUAUCCUACAUUUCAAACGUUACUGAUACCAAAAAAAAAAAAAAAAAAAAU
Messenger RNA from Apis laboriosa (Himalayan honeybee), 2958 nucleotides. RefSeq names its product dipeptidase 1. Bases 1 to 1218 code for a protein of 405 amino acids. The transcript has 10 exons. Gene Ontology annotation, molecular function: metallodipeptidase activity. NCBI's taxonomy places the organism in Eukaryota, Metazoa, Arthropoda, Insecta, Hymenoptera, Apidae. The record is from RefSeq and is a predicted model, not a curated record. Gene Ontology annotation, biological process: proteolysis.